Molecule: messenger RNA, 1234 nt
Organism: Belonocnema kinseyi
Lineage: Eukaryota; Metazoa; Arthropoda; Insecta; Hymenoptera; Cynipidae
Product: S-adenosylmethionine synthase-like
Exons: 8
Coding region: 263-1234 (323 amino acids)
Biological process (GO): S-adenosylmethionine biosynthetic process
Cellular component (GO): cytosol
Molecular function (GO): methionine adenosyltransferase activity; ATP binding
Source: RefSeq, a predicted model, not a curated record
AGCAUUUGGGGAGUCUCUUUUACAUCUAACACGAUCUGCGGAGUAUUUCCUAUUCCUCGGUGGUCCGACCAUUACGUAGUGUGCCGUGAUCGUGAUAGCGCUCGUAGAAAUCAUCGCCGCGAGACUUUUCUACACUCGAGCAGUAUACGGGCCUGACGUAUACUCGCUCUGGAGAACCUGUUCCAAGACACUUGUGAAACGUUCGGAGCGGUUCCCACAAAUCAGGACUGAGAGACGAAAGUCGACCUGCACGAUCACGAAAAUGCCGGAGACCGCACACCACAUGAAUGGAUACGCGAACGGCCACUCGCCGCCGGAGAUCCAGCAGAAUACCAAUUUCCUCUUCACCUCGGAGUCGGUCGGCGAGGGACAUCCUGAUAAAAUGUGUGAUCAAAUCAGCGACGCUAUAUUAGACGCACAUUUGAAACAAGAUCCGGAUGCUAAAGUUGCCUGUGAAACGGUGACAAAAACAGGAAUGAUCCUUCUCUGUGGAGAGAUCACAUCGAAAGCAGUUGUGGACUACCAAAAAAUUGUACGGGACACCGUAAACCACAUAGGUUACGACGAUUCUUCGAAAGGAUUCGAUUGGCGAACGUUGAACCUUUUGGUGGCGAUUGAGCAACAAAGUCCGCAUAUCGCUAAUGGGGUCCAUGUCGGCCGGGAAGAAACGGAUCUGGGUGCUGGUUUUGACUACAAGCUGUGCAGCAUUUUAUUGGCACUCGAUGCCCAGUCGCCAAAUAUUGCAGCAGGUGUUCACGAGAAUCGGGAUGACGAAGAUGUUGGUGCUGGCGAUCAGGGUUUGAUGUUUGGUUAUGCAACUGAUGAAACUGACGAAUGUAUGCCAUUGACGGUCGUACUGGCGCACAAACUAAACCAGAAAAUUGCGGAUUUAAGGCGAAGUGGAGAAUUGUGGUGGGCACGCCCCGAUUCAAAAACACAGGUGACUUGCGAAUAUGUUAUGGAUAGUGGAGCCUGUGUGCCUCGUCGAGUUCACACAGUCGUCGUCUCUGUCCAACAUAGCGAGAAAGUCACACUCGAGGAGUUACGUAAAAGCGUAUUGGAAAAAGUCAUCAGAGAAGUCAUUCCCGCGAAGUACCUCGAUGACAAAACAAUCUUUCACGUAAAUCCCUGUGGCAAUUUUAUCAUUGGUGGACCUCAGGCACCUGUCUCUCCAAGUGCAACAGGUGCUUUCACACCGAAAUCGCAUAUUUUGCCUUUUGCGGAAAAGCGCUGA